GCGCUCCGUUAACGGAAGAAACGAGAUGGAGGCUGAAGGCGAUCCGCAUAGAGAUGGAGUUUCACCGUGUUGCCCAGGCUGGUGUCGAACUCCUGAGCUCAGGUGAUUCGCCCGCCUCAGCUUCCCAAAGUGUUGGGAUUAUAGGCGUGAGCCACCGCACCUGGCACAUGCUGAAGUGCAAUGUUGUGAUCUCGGCUCACUGCAACCUCUGCCUCCCAGGUUCAAGCGAUUCUCCUGCUUUGGCCUCCUGAGUAGCUGGGAUUGCAGGUCAGUUGCUCUCCCUGGAAGGAAGAGUGUUCUCGGAUUUCACCUUAAAGGAGGAAGGCUGCCAGAACUGAACUAGCACUUCUGAAUAUCCUGAGGCGAGGUCCGGUGACUUCCUUGGGAAGCUCUGCCACGCCCCCACCCCACCCUACCCCACCCUACCCCACCACAGCAGGCGCUGGAGUCCUGGGACCACCAGGGUCUGAGGCCCAAAUCCUUCCUCACUAAGGGGAGGAGAGGGGUGUUCCGGCAGGGCAGGAUGGGAAGGCGUGCUUGGGCGGGAUUGUGACAUAAGAGUGCCCUGGUGACAUGGAGCAGAUCUGUGACAUAAAUAAAGGUGUCAUAAAGACAGGGCGGGGCUCACGCUUAGAAGGGGCACGAGCGUCUCGGAGCUGCCAGAAUGUCUUCUGCUCAGUGCCCGGCACUAGUGUGUGUCAUGUCCCGGCUGCGUUUCUGGGGCCCAUGGCCCCUCCUUAUGUGGCAACUAUUGUGGCUACUAGUUAAGGAGGCUCAGCCUCUGGAGUGGGUCAAGGACCCGCUCCAGCUCACCUCUAAUCCCCUGGGGCCGCCUGAGUCCUGGUCUUCCCACUCCUCCCAUUUCCCACGGGAAUCUCCCCAUGCGCCUACUCUCCCAGCAGACCCGUGGGACUUUGAUCACCUGGGGCCCUCUGCUUCCUCAGAGAUGCCAGCCCCACCCCAGGAAUCGACUGAAAAUUUGGUUCCAUUCCUGGACACCUGGGAUUCAGCUGGAGAGCAGCCCCUGGAGCCAGAGCAGUUCUUGGCUUCACAGCAGGAUUUAAAGGACAAGCUGAGUCCACAGGAAAGACUCCCUGUUUCGCCCAAGAAGCUGAAGAAAGAUCCAGCUCAGCGUUGGAGCCUUGCUGAGAUUAUUGGAAUUGCACGCCAAUUAUCCACACCUCAGAGUCAGAAACAGACUUUGCAGAAUGAAUAUUCCAGUACAGAUACACCGUAUCCCAGUAGCCUGCCUCCAGAACUCCGGGUGAAGUCAGAUGAGCCUCCAGGGCCCUCUGAGCAAGUUGGACCUUCUCAAUUCCAUCUAGAGCCCGAAACUCAAAAUCCAGAGACCCUUGAAGACAUCCAGUCCUCUUCACUCCAGCAAGAAGCCCCAGCACAGCUUCCACAGCUCCUUGAGGAAGAACCUUCUUCAAUGCAGCAGGAGGCCCCAGCUCUGCCUCCAGAGUCCUCUAUGGAGAGUCUAACUCUACCGAAUCAUGAGGUGUCAGUUCAACCUCCAGGUGAGGAUCAAGCUUAUUAUCACUUGCCCAACAUUACAGUUAAACCUGCAGAUGUGGAGGUUACCAUAACUUCAGAGCCUACCAAUGAGACAGAAUCUUCCCAAGCCCAGCAGGAGACCCCAAUUCAGUUUCCAGAGGAGGUGGAACCUUCUGCAACCCAACAGGAGGCCCCAAUUGAGCCUCCAGUUUCUCCUAUGGAGCAUGAACUUUCCAUCAGUGAGCAGCAGCAGCCAGUUCAGCCUUCUGAGUCUUCUAGGGAGGUCGAAUCUUCUCUGACCCAGCAGGAGACCCCAGGUCAGCCUCCAGAACAUCAUGAAGUCACAGUUUCACCUCCAGGUCACCAUCAAACUCAUCAUUUAGAUUCACCCAGUGUCUCUGUGAAGCCUCCAGACGUGCAGCUCACCAUAGCAGCAGAGCCUAGUGCAGAGGUGGGAACUUCUCUAGUCCACCAGGAGGCUACAGCUCGGCUCUCAGGGUCAGGUAAUGAUGUAGAACCUCCCGCCAUCCAGCACGGGGGCCCACCUCUGCUUCCAGAGUCAUCAGAAGAAGCUGGACCUUUAGCAGUUCAACAGGAGACUUCAUUUCAAUCUCCGGAACCUAUUAAUAAUGAGAACCCCUCUCCAACCCAGCAGGAGGCUGCAGCUGAGCAUCCACAGACCGCUGAGGAGGGUGAGUCUUCCCUAACCCAUCAGGAGGCCCCAGCUCAGACUCCAGAGUUCCCUAAUGUAGUUGUAGCUCAACCUCCAGAGCAUUCACACCUGACUCAAGCCACAGUUCAACCUUUGGAUCUGGGGUUUACCAUCACUCCAGAAUCCAUGACAGAGGUUGAACUUUCUCCAACCAUGAAGGAGACCCCAACUCAGCCUCCUAAGAAAGUUGUACCCCAACUUCGAGUAUAUCAAGGGGUAACAAAUCCAACACCAGGUCAGGAUCAAGCUCAGCAUCCAGUGUCACCCAGCGUUACAGUUCAACUUUUGGACCUGGGACUUACCAUCACUCCAGAACCCACUACGGAGGUUGGACAUUCUACAGCCCCGAAGAGGACUAUAGUUUCUCCAAAGCAUCCUGAGGUGACACUUCCACAUCCAGACCAGGUUCAGACUCAGCAUUCACACCUGACUCGAGCCACAGUUCAACCUUUGGACCUGGGGUUUACCAUCACUCCAAAAUCCAUGACAGAGGUUGAACCUUCUACAGCCCUGAUGACUACAGCUCCUCCUCCAGGACACCCUGAGGUGACACUUCCACCUUCAGACAAGGGUCAGGCUCAGCAUUCACACCUGACUCAAGCCACCGUUCAACCUCUGGACCUGGAGCUUACCAUAACUACAAAACCUACUACAGAGGUUAAACCAUCUCCAACCACAGAGGAGACCUCAACUCAGCCUCCAGACCUGGGACUUGCCAUCAUUCCAGAACCCACUACAGAGACUGGACAUUCUACAGCCCUGGAGAAGACUACAGCUCCUCAUCCAGACCGGGUUCAGAGUCUGCAUCGAAGCCUGACUGAAGUCACAGGUCCACCUACUGAACUAGAACCUGCUCAGGAUUCACUGGUGCAGUCUGAAAGUUACACCCAAAAUAAGGCUUUAACUGCACCAGAGGAACAGAAGGCCUCCACAAGCACCAACAUAUGUGAGCUCUGUACCUGCGGAGAUGAGAUGUUGUCAUGUAUUGAUCUCAACCCAGAGCAGAGGCUCCGCCAAGUGCCUGUGCCAGAGCCCAACACCCACAAUGGCACCUUCACCAUCUUAAAUUUCCAAGGAAACUAUAUUUCUUACAUUGAUGGAAAUGUAUGGAAAGCAUACAGUUGGACUGAGAAACUAAUUCUCAGAGAAAAUAACUUGACUGAAUUACACAAGGAUUCAUUUGAAGGCCUGCUAUCCCUCCAGUAUUUAGAUUUAUCCUGCAAUAAAAUACAGUCUAUUGAAAGACAUACAUUUGAACCACUACCAUUUUUGAAGUUUAUAAAUCUUAGUUGCAAUGUAAUUACAGAACUCAGCUUUGGAACAUUUCAGGCCUGGCACGGAAUGCAGUUUUUACAUAAGUUAAUUCUCAAUCCUCUGAUCUUACCUAGCCAUAUGGCCUGCUGCCUCUGCCAACUUAAAAACAGCAUUGAGGCUGUCUGCAAGACAGUCAAGCUGCAUUGCAACAGUGCAUGUCUGACAAACACCAUACAUUGUCCUGAAGAAGAAUCUGUAGGGAAUCCAGAAGGAGCAUUCAUGAAGGUGUUACAAGCCCGGAAGAAUUACACAAGCACUGAGCUGACUGUUGAGCCGGAGGAGCCCUCAGACAGCAGUGGCAUCAACUUGUCAGGCUUUGGGAGUGAGCAGCUAGACACCAAUGACGAGAGUGAUGUUAUCAGUGCACUAAGUUACUUGCCAUAUUUCUCAGCAGUAAACCUAGAUGUGGAAUCAAUGUUACUACCGUUCAUUAAACUGCCAACCACAGGAAACAGCCUGGCAAAGAUUCAAACUGUAGGCCAAAACCGGCAAAAAGUGAAUAGAGUCCUCAUGGGCCCAAUGAGCAUCCAGAAAAGGCACUUCAAAGAGGUGGGAAGGCAGAGCAUCAGGAGGGAACAGGGUGCCCAGGCAUCUGUGGAGAACGCUGCCGAAGAAAAAAGGCUCGGGAGUCCAGCCCCAAGGGAGCUGGAACAGCCUCACACACAGCAGGGGCCUGAGAAGUUAGCGGGAAACGCCAUCUACACCAAGCCUUCGUUCAGCCAAGAGCAUAAGGCAGCAGUCUCUGUGCUGACACCCUUCUCCAAGGGCGCGCCUUCUACCUCCAGCCCUGCAAAAGCCCUACCACAGGUGAGAGACAGAUUGAAAGAAACACACACUAUUUCCAUUUUAGAAAGUGCAAAGGCUAGAGUUACAAAUAUGAAGGCUUCUAAACCAAUUUCACAUUCCAGAAAAAAAUACCGCUUUCACAAAACUCGCUGCAUGACCCACAGAACACCCAAGGUCAAAAAGAGUCCAAAGUUCAGAAAGAAAAGUUAUCUGAGUAGACUGAUGCUCGCAAACAGGCCUCCGUUCUCUGCAGCGAAGAGCCUCAUAAAUUCCCCUUCACAAGGGGCUUUUUCAUCCUUAGGAGACCUGAGUCCUCAAGAAAACCCUUUUCUGGAAGUAUCUGCUCCUUCAGAACAUUUUAUAGAAACCACUAAUAUAAAAGACACAACUGCAAGAAAUGCCUUGGAAGAAAAUGUUUUUAUGGAAAACACUAACAUGCCAGAAGUCACCAUCUCUGAAAACACAAACUACAAUCAUCCUCCUGAGGCAGAUUCCGCUGGGACUGCAUUCAACUUAGGGCCAACUGUUAAACAAACUGAGACAAAAUGGGAAUACAACAACGUGGGCACUGACCUGUCCCCCGAGCCCAAAAGCUUCAAUUACCCAUUGCUCGCUCAGUUUGAAAUUCAGCUAACCCAGCAGCUACAGUCCCUUAUCCCCAACAACAAUGUGAGAAGGCUCAUUUCUCAUGUUAUCCGGACCUUGAAGAUGGACUGCUCUGGGGCCCAUGUGCAAGUGACCUGUGCCAAGCUCAUCUCCAGGACAGGCCACCUGAUGAAGCUUCUCAGUGGGCAGCAGGAAGUAAAGGCAUCUGAGAUAGAAUGGGAUACGGACCAAUGGAAGACUGAGAACUACAUUAAUGAGAGCACGGAAGCCCAGAGUGAACAGAAAGAGAAGUCGCUUGAGCUCACAAAAGAAGUUCCAGGAUACGGCUAUACUGACAAACUCAUCUUGGCAUUAAUUGUGACUGAAAUACUAAUGAUUUUGAUUAUACUUUUCUGCCUCAUUGUGAUGUGUUGUCACCGAAGGUCAUUACAAGAAGAUGAAGAAGGAUUCUCAAGGGACAGCGAAGCCCCAACAGAGAAGGGGGAGGAGAGUGAAGCCCUGCCAUAGGAGGAGAACCCAGCCCACCUCAGGCCUCCUGCAAAAACACAUAGCAUAAACAAUACCAUCAGAAAGAAAAGCAGGACUGAAGCCAGCGGCCCACACAUCCACAGAGGCAGCGGGCAGAGCAAGCACAGGGCCAUCGUUCCUGCCCUUGUUUCCCAGUCUAAUUAGUCACCCAGACCUGAAAACAUAUCCUCAGGGGGUGGAGAUUUUACAAUUACCAUUGUUUUUGGUGCCCUCUCCCUUGCUUCAUCAAGCAUCAGUCAUAUAAUACCACAGAUUUGAACUCCUGCCCACAGGGGACCUCCCAUCUCCUGGCCCCUAUCAUAGGAUCACUGGGCCUACCUGCACUGUGGGGCCAAGCCCUGUCUUUUUCCCAAGCCCUCAAGCACACGCAUGAGUGUUCAUCCCGACUUGGUAGGGGGCUUUUCACCCUUACAAGAUGGCAAAAGAUUCACAUUGCUUUUUUAAAAA
Homo sapiens (human) is the source of this 5890-nucleotide messenger RNA. It is a transcript of the gene LRRC37A3, whose product is annotated as leucine rich repeat containing 37 member A3. The record is from RefSeq and is marked validated. Lineage: Eukaryota; Metazoa; Chordata; Mammalia; Primates; Hominidae. Gene Ontology annotation, cellular component: membrane.